Anneissia japonica is the source of this 2026-nucleotide messenger RNA. RefSeq names its product DNA repair protein XRCC3-like. The record is from RefSeq and is a predicted model, not a curated record. Gene Ontology annotation, cellular component: replication fork; Rad51C-XRCC3 complex. Gene Ontology annotation, biological process: telomere maintenance via recombination; double-strand break repair via synthesis-dependent strand annealing; resolution of mitotic recombination intermediates. Gene Ontology annotation, molecular function: ATP binding; ATP-dependent DNA damage sensor activity; four-way junction DNA binding. Lineage: Eukaryota; Metazoa; Echinodermata; Crinoidea; Comatulida; Comatulidae. The transcript has 6 exons. The coding region runs from base 113 to 1147 and encodes 344 amino acids.
GAGAUAUCCAACAUCAGAAAAAGACCCCGGCGCGCCACUUAAACAAAAUAAUCAUUUUAAAACAGAGAUAUGAGAAGUUUUAUCACGACAUUGGAAAGUAAUAAACUUAUGGAUGGAGAAUUUAGAUUUGCCACCUAAAAUUGUAACUAGUGCUAAAAGAGCAGGAUUAAAGACCUUAGCUUCUGUGCUGUGCCUAUCAAAACCAGAUUUAGAAAGAGCCACCAACCUGAAUUCUCAUGAAGUGUCCAUACUAGUCCAGGCAGUGUCUGAGGCUGCAUAUCAAACUCCAAUAAUAACAGUGCUGGACAUAAAGCAUGGAAAAUGCCACACAUCGAUGAUUGUUCAGAAGCUGAGCCUAGGCUGCCCCCGUCUUGAUGCUUUCCUUCAUGGUGGUAUCCUGUCUCAGGGCAUCACUGAAAUAGCAGGUGAAAGUGCCUCUGGGAAAACACAGAUUUGUAUUCAACUUUGCCUCACAGUUCAAUGCCCCAAGGCUCUGGGUGGCCUAGAUGGAGGAGCUGUAUAUAUAUGCACUGAGGACGCUUUCCCAAGCAAACGCCUUCAUCAGAUGAUCCAGAUGUUCAACGAAAAAAUUGGCAGUGAAAUGGCAUCAAAACUGAAACUAGGAGAUCAUAUCUAUGUAGAACACAUAUCAGAAAUGGAUCAGCUGUGGCACUGUAUCACACAACGAAUUCCAAUUCUCCUUACUCGCGGCCUAGUUAAACUGGUCGUGAUCGACUCAUUAGCUGCGAUAUUUCGCUGUGAGUACGAUUCGCAUGAAAUAGCCCAACGAGCCAAGCAUAUCCAGUCUGUAGGGGCUAAACUGAACUGGCUGAGCUCUCAAUACGACGUUCCUGUUGUAUGUGUCAACCAGGUAACAGCAAACAUGAAACGUUCCAGUAAUCCAUUUGAGCCUUCGGUAGUCCCUGCUCUUGGCUUAACAUGGGCAACAUUUGUGAAGGUCCGUUUAAUGAUUUCCCGUACCAACUACCGACUAAAUGUAGAUUCUCAAGGCUCCGAGGAAUGUAGGCCAGGCCUGAACCCCACGGAAAGUGUUGUACGCUCUAUGGAGGUGGUUUUCUCCCCACACUUGCCCAAGGAUAAGUGUUACUUUAUCGUAGAACAAAGCGGUGUCAUUGGCCUAGCAUGAGACUCAUUUUAUCAUUUGUGCUAUUUUAAUCCAAGAGACAUUCUCACAGUUUGACAUCAUAAUUAAUCUGCUUGACAAACACAUUAUUUCAUCUCUUGAUGCAAUGCAGUGGUGUAUGUAGGGGUGCGCAAGGGAGGAUUUCACACAAGUAAAUAAAGCUCCCAUCAUCAAGCCCUCCCCCAGUCCACCUUCAUGCCCUGCCCCCAUUAGUCCCCCAUUUCAAGAAUCCUAGAUACUGUUAUGUUAUAGUGUUAUGUAUAACCUUUGAAAUCAUCUAGCCAUUUUUUCAAUGACCGUUUUUUUUCUCUUGUGGGUUUUGAAUCCCACAACUUUGCAGCAAAAGAUUUACCAAAGACAAUACUGUACUUUAAUAAACAUUUACAGUAUUCAUUUAAUUAAUAGAAACAAAUAAUAGGCCUAACCAAUGCAGUGCCCUCAGCUGGUAGGACUUAUAUGCAAUCAGUAAGCUAUUAAAGCUGUUUUUAUGAAAUGAUGCCUCUAAAUCACUAUCAGAACUGCUGACUUCUUGAAUUUGACAGUUGUUACACAUGGCAACCUGUACUCUCUAUAUAUAGGCAUAUCAUAUACCCUCAAAACUGAACAGAGACUCACUCAAAUCCAAGUAAUCACUCUUAGACCAUAGCAUACUGACGCUAUAUAAAUGCCUUUCUGAGAAUUGAUAACCAUCGGUAUUUAUACAUUCAUUUAUUCAAUCAUUCAUUCAUUGAAUUUUAGGCACAUUUAUUUUAUUGAGGUAAACUGCACUAAUGAAUGGAAAUACAGAACUGUCAAUUUACAUUUGCCGUAUCAGAAUGAUAAACAAUAUGUGUGCAAUAUUUGUAUGUAUAUGAAAUAAAGUACUUUUUAUAACCACAAGUU